UACCCUUAUAGCGAUGAGUUUUCAAGUAACAUAGGACGACAUAUUAGAUAGCAUUCGUUAUAAUCUAAACGUUAAGAUUAUUUUAAACUAAAUACAAUCAGAUGUCGUUUAAAAAUAUAUAGAUUUAAAAAUUAAAAGCGUUUUUUUUUUCGAUAAGAAAAUAAUCAUUUUAUUUUAAAGCAAUUCGAAACCUGCGCUGUUGUAUGAUUGGAGAAUACUGCUGUGUGAGAAAUGUGAUUAGACGAAAAAGUAAAAGAUUGAGCUGUUAAUUAAUUUAUAAUAAAAUGGUAUUGUUAACAAUGAUAGCAAGAAUAUCAGAUGGUCUGCCAUUGGCAGCUACUAUGCAAGAAGAUGAACAGAGUGAAAGAAGUACUUUGGAAUAUCAGAAUCAAGCAAAGAUGUUAUUUAGAAAAUUAGGUUUACAAUCACCUACAAGAUGUACUAUAGAAACUGGACCAUAUCUCUUUCAUUAUUUAAUUGAAAAUGAGGUAUGUUAUUUGGUAUUAUGUGAAAGGAAUUAUAGUAAACGAAUAGCUUAUAGUUAUUUAGAAGACAUAGCACAAGAAUUUCAUUCUCAAUAUGGUAAACGUGUUAACACUGUUGCUAGGCCUUAUGCUUUUAUUGAAUUUGAUACUUACAUCCAAAAAGCUAAAAAAGUUUUCUCAGAUGGUAGAUCACGUAGAAAUAUGAAUGCUCUUAAUAGUCAAUUGCAAGAUGUUCAAAGGAUCAUGGUUCAAAAUAUUGAUGAUGUUCUACAAAGGGGAACAGUACUUUCAGAAUUGGAUACAAAAACACAGAACUUGUCUAUGUUAUCACAAAAGUAUAAAAAAGAUGCAGCACAUUUAAAUAGCAAAUCUAUGUAUGUCAAAGCAGUUGCUAUUCUUGUUGCAUUUUUGGUAUUUCUGUUAUACUUCUUUAUCCUUUAGUUGAUCACAAACAUUUUUCACAAAGUUUAUUCACAACAAAGUUUGUUCAAAUCUAAAAGCAAGGAAUACACUGUGUUAUCAUGAGGGUAAAAAAAUGGGUUUUUGACUAUCAUCUUUGGAUUUUAUUUUUCAAAUAUAGGGAUUACACAAUCA
This is a messenger RNA of Vespula pensylvanica (western yellowjacket), 1079 nucleotides long. RefSeq names its product vesicle-trafficking protein SEC22b (gene Sec22). The coding region runs from base 285 to 926 and encodes 213 amino acids. The transcript is spliced from 6 exons. NCBI's taxonomy places the organism in Eukaryota, Metazoa, Arthropoda, Insecta, Hymenoptera, Vespidae. Gene Ontology annotation, molecular function: SNAP receptor activity. Gene Ontology annotation, biological process: retrograde vesicle-mediated transport, Golgi to endoplasmic reticulum; vesicle fusion with Golgi apparatus; endoplasmic reticulum to Golgi vesicle-mediated transport. Gene Ontology annotation, cellular component: ER to Golgi transport vesicle membrane; endoplasmic reticulum-Golgi intermediate compartment; Golgi membrane. The record is from RefSeq and is a predicted model, not a curated record.